Molecule: messenger RNA, 318 nt
Organism: Triticum turgidum subsp. durum (durum wheat)
Lineage: Eukaryota; Viridiplantae; Streptophyta; Magnoliopsida; Poales; Poaceae
Source: the annotation of a GenBank genome assembly
AUGCAAGGAAUGGCCUUGACCAUCAAUCAUACAACCCUUCCUGUUGUCGUUCAGUCAGACUCUUCAGAAGCACUAGCCAGCCUAUCAAACAAUGCUUUGGUUCGCUCGGCUUAUGGUCAUUUAGUUCUAGAGAUUAAGGAUUUGAUAAGUAGUAGGGAGUUUUUACCCCAGAAAAUUCACCGUAGCCAGAAUAGAGUUGCCGAUCGGUUGGCCAAUUACAGUCGCUCCGAGAGAACCACUGAUGUGUGGUUAAACUCGGUUCCACCUUGUAUUGAGGAUUUGUGGCCUCUCAUCUAUAACACUAUUACUUUGCAAUAA